Messenger RNA from Diospyros lotus (date-plum), 929 nucleotides. RefSeq lists its product as uncharacterized. NCBI's taxonomy places the organism in Eukaryota, Viridiplantae, Streptophyta, Magnoliopsida, Ericales, Ebenaceae. The record is from RefSeq and is a predicted model, not a curated record. The transcript is spliced from 3 exons. Bases 347 to 805 code for a protein of 152 amino acids.
AGCAAAAGAUGGGUCACACCAGUGGUAGGUGAUCACAUCCUCAAGUUAGGCACCAGGUAAGAAUAGAAUGGAUAUUAGUUAUAUAUAUUUAUUGAUAAUUUAAUUAGUAAUGCCUACACUUUAAACAUUUAAUAUAUUUUAUCUCUUAUAUAUAUUUUUAGAUGACUAUUGAAAGUGGAGAUGAGCCAGAUAGAAUCAAGCUUUUUAAAAAGACACACACCAAAAAGAGUGGAGAGAUAGUAGACUCUACAUCUUCAUAUAUAAUCGUAUGUCUUUCUAAAAUUUGAAAGUUGUAGAUUCAUAUUUUGUUUCUUUUACUUGUUGACUUAUAUAACUAACUUGUGAAAUGUUUCUUAAGGAACAAAUGGAUGAAAGGUUGUCACAAAUACUCACUGAUGAACAAACCCCAGAUUCGCUAGAGGAUGUCUUUACUCAAAUACUAGGCAAAGAUGGGCAUGGCAGGGUAAGGAUGGGAGGACUUGGAACAUGCCCAACUAAGGUUAGACAAAGACAACAGUAUCAGGUGCCCCAAGAGCAGUAUGACCAAAUGCGUGUGCAAAUUACUGUCGAGCUAGAAGAAAAAUUUCAAGUUCAAAUCCAAAGUCAAGUUCAAAUGCAAGUUUGUGCAAUACUUGAGGCAAUGGGACAUACACCACCGGCUCUAGACAAUACACCACAACCGAGACAGUCAUCCUCACAUGCUAGUGCUUCUGCCACACAUGCAAGCACACCAUCACCCGAAGCUGAAUGCGCUGGAUUAUCGACACCAGAAUGUGAUCAUUAUUUAGAGAUCGAAAAAAUAUGAUAUGCAAUUUUGGUUGGAGUAGCAUGGUGGCGUAAUCAGGGGUUAUCUGAGGUUACUUGGACAUGUUUUAGUUUAGAGUUGAUUUGUAUGUGCAAAAAUGGUAUUGUGUCAGACAGAGACAAGA